Messenger RNA from Durusdinium trenchii, 4524 nucleotides. The record is from the annotation of a GenBank genome assembly. NCBI's taxonomy places the organism in Eukaryota, Dinophyceae, Suessiales, Symbiodiniaceae.
CUUUGCUUUCCCUAGCUUACAUGGCAUCAUCCUUCGAUUGUGUCAUUGGGGCUUCUCCAGAUGCAUCGAGGCAGAGCCCUGAAUCUGCAGUUGCCGUGUGCCCUGGCGGCUGUUUGUUUGGUCUUCCUGAACGAGGUGAUUCUUGCAGCUUUGCCGUUGGUGCAGCGUGCGGAACCAGAUAGUUUCCUGGAUGACAUUUUGCUGCAGCCAGCCCUGACAGCUGAUGACCGCCCUGGCUGUAUGGAGAAUGGUUUGGCUGUACAAGAGGCAUCUGCUUCCUGGAGAGAUUUGGAUAAUCCGCUGAAGCGAUUGGCGCCAGAUUCCUUGCGAAUUCUACCAGCUGGUGAGGAGGGGAAGCGCAUGUCGAGGACUCGGCGCUGGAUGACAUUUGGCAUGUCUAGCAUCAAGCGACCAAAGGCAUCCUACUUGGGCAUUACUUUGUCACGUAUGUUCAACGUAUUGGAUUUGGAGUUGGCAGAGACGGCCAUAGUUGUACACCUUGCCGACUUUGACGAAGACUGGGUUCUCGCGACAGCAAAGUGGUUACGAGCAAGCUUCAGCGCUGAAGCAUCAAAAGGACGACUGCAAGCCAUACAUGCACCUCGCAACCUGUACGCGCUCAAACAAGCAGAGCUCAAUGCACUUGACUUGGGUGGUUUUUGCGACUUCACGAUCAAUGGUAAGUACAUGCGUCGCAAAGAUGAGGUAGGAGGUCAUAUGACUUACUGGUCCAAAAAUGGGAAGUGGAUUUUGUAUUGGUGUAGUCAAAGGGCUCAGACAGCCAUUGUACACAGGCGUUGGGCUGUGGGAAAAGUGGAGGAUUGGGACUCAAUCCAGAGUGGGACCUGUGUGGCAGUUGCAAGGGCUCCUGAGGAUAUGGAGGUGCUGGAUCCCAUCAUCAAGGGCUGGGAAGAGUUUUUGGGAAGAUGGGAAUUGGCGCCAAAGGCAGGUAUCUCAAACUUGGACCUCAGCGAGGGCGAGUUGCUGAAGUUUGGUGACAGCCCGAAGAGGCAGUGGUGGAGAACCAAACAGAAUCUGGAUUACACCUUCCUGAUGUGGUACGCAGCGAACAUCUCCGAUUACUACAUGCAAAUGGAAGAUGAUAUUCAACCAGUGCCUCAUUUCAUUUUGACAGUGCGAAGUUACAUUCAGCGGAGUUUGCUUGGGAAGCACUGGGUUAUGGCAUCCUUUUCCUCAUUAGGAUUCAUUGGCAAACUCUUCAACAACAGCCACGUCCCAAAACUUGCAGAAUUUUUGCUAACUUUCAGCACAGAGGCUCCCUGCGACUGGCUAGUGUGGGUUUGGAUUGAUGCCAUGAGUCCUUGGCCUGUCGCACCCGACAUUCCCAAAGAUGUGGAGCAAGAGACACAAAAGCGUGAAAAAGCUAUCAAGGAUGGCCCGGAAGCUGUCAAGAAGCUUGGCUUCAUGCGGGAUGACUUGCAAGCAUAUUACUUGAAUUCCUCCUGGCCACAACUCUUUCAGACUCCUGCAGUAGAAGUUGACACAACAAAAGCUUGGCCUGACCAGAACGGGGCGGUGGAAUCACGAUUUCCUCAAGCGAGGGUGGAGUCAAACAUGAAGGCCCAUAAGGCAUUCACCGCAAAUUUGGUCUAUCCACCUGGUGAUCCUCUUGGCUUUUGGACGUCAGAUACAUGUACUUUCCCAAGUGGCAAGGCGGACCCAUUGUGUGAGCAUCAGAAGAAGUACUUCAGAUUGGUUUUCAAUGAGCCCCUGCAUGGUGAAGUGAAGGUGAUUAUUCGACAAAGCCGUGCGCAGCAUGAAAACGAUUUCAUCAAGAGUGGCUCAUUGCAAGUCUCCAGGACGCAAGACUGCAACAAGCUCCAGCGAGUCAAGGAGCUCCAACAAGCAGAGGAAAUUUGGAAAGGGCAUAUGGAUCGUGUGCUUUGUUUGCAAGUCACCCUUGACAAGCCUCAGCCCGAGUGGAUUGCCAUCCGCGAGAUAGUGAUUGAACCGCAGAGCUCUACUUCGACAAAACCAAAUUUCCUGUCGCCAAAAGUACAUUCUUCUGAAGUGUCACAUUCUUUUCAUUAUGCCUUGCAACAUGCGUUUGAAGCUGCAGCUCUGGGCUUCCUGGCAGGAAGCCUUGCAUGGGUUGCAAUUUGGGAAUUUGGAAAGCGGUAUGAGAUUAUGCGUUCAGUGGGAUGCUUUGCUCCCUGGACUUUCACUUUCAUCAUGGUUUUGGACGUGUCAUUGCUCAUUUUCCUUAAGCCAGAUCGCCCAACAGUACCUUCAUCGGAUCCAAGCCCCACUCCAAGUCCGCUGCUUUGUCAGAACCAGAGGCCACGUGAAAAGCUGCCACUUGAUUGGCGAGUUCUUCGUCCUGGCAUUUCAUUCCUUGAGAAGUCUCAGUUGAAGCACCUUGGCCCUGCGAGGGAUCCACGAGAGACAAGUGAAGCUUGGGAGAAGCGGCAAGUUUCGAUUGGUGUAAUAGCUCAGCCUGACAUGGAUGCAGCAUUUGUGGCCAGUUCAGUCCUGCAAAUAGUGCAACAUGGUGCUGGCGAUGCUACCAUAGCACUCUUGGUGGGUCAGGCAAGAAAUAGCCCUUGGAGCCCAAGACGGCAAGAGUUUGUCCAGAAGCUUCGCGAGCUUUUGCACCAGGGAGGAGAUUUGCUGCAUCUCUUAGACCCGUCUGCAGAUUUGUACCCAGAGGCACCUACGAAAACAGAGAAUGUGGACCUCGCAUUGUUGACAGCGUUUUUGGAGCCCUUGAGCGAUGCUUUCAUGAUGGUUGAGCUUGAUUGUGGUUUGGUGAAAGAUUAUCCCUAUCAUUUGAGGCGUUUUACACAGACACUGGACUCUUUGUCUACUCCUUGGAUAGUGGUGGAAUUUACUGGGCCCGGCCACACACGGAAACUUCUUCGUUCACGGUUGCUUCCCAGAUUUCGAGAGAUGCUGGUGAUGUUUCCAAAUGUUCCUGCAGCGUCCCUUUUUUGGGAUUUUAUCGAUGUUGUCGGCAACGAAACCGCUCCAAAGUCAAUUUACUUGGGCACUGAUGCAGGAAAGCGAGACCGGCCUGAUGUAAAAUUGCAGCAUAACAAACACCAGGCGCUCAUAGAGCACCUUGGAGAUGUGUCCUCCCUGGAGGGCAAAGUGCAAAGAGCUCAAGAGGCCUAUUUCAAAAACAAUGUUUUGGUGGAGUCACUUUUCGACAAUCCUCCUGGAAUGCUCAAGACCAACAUUCCUGGGAGUCGGCAGGACAUUUUACAAGCAGUCUAUGAUGGUUCCAAAACUGCUGGGGAGGUCACUUGUGGAGGGCAUUCGGCUAAAUCGUGCAGCGAAUGUCCACAAGGCCAUGGAGCAAGCUGGUGCAACAGAGAUUGUGGUUGGGUGGAUGGCACGUGCAAAACCUUGUACAAGACGGACAAAGUGACCACAAGCCAGGAUGUAUAUUUUGAGCUUGUCUUUGAAGAUGCUCAAGAUGUGGAGAUUGUGAGCUUGAGCAUGGGUGGUACCGUGAAACCACCUUGCAGCAACUGCAAGGACAAGCCAGAUGAGAGUCCAGACGAUGACUUUGCUCACGCUUUGGAUGAUGCUGAAUUGCUUUUUGCCCGGGGCCAGAAGGAUCUGAUGGGUGAGGUUGGAUGCGAGAAAUAUUUCAAAGUUCGAAAUAUCGCAGGGCGAGAAGUCUUUUGGAAGAGCAACAGUAGCCGCUUUGUCACUGCAGUGAAGUGCGUCAGGAUCUCCAUUCCGCGCGCUCAAGAACAUGCACUGAUCCUUCGGGCGUUUCAAAUCCGGAGUUCUAAGGCGGGUUACAACAAUGUAGCAAGCCUGGCAGCGGCUGGUUUCAAUUUACCAUCCACCUUGGAAUCAAAAUGGUCGUUUCCCAGGACACCUUUGCAAACCUAUAAUGCACUCAACUCCGAGCAGGCUGCAAUGUGGCAGGAGCAUCACUUGGAGUGGGUUCUCUUGAUGAGCGUGGCCUUGGUGUCUGGAGCGUUUGCCGGAGUGCUUGGAUGCUUGUUCCCCAAGCAGCGAAAGCGCCGAAAGCUUGCACCAACGUGAGGCAUUGCAAGCUGUUAAGUAGCCAAGAGCUGACGGAGGCAAGGAAGGAGGAAAAAUAAGAAAGAGAAGAAUUUGAGAAAGAGAAGGAUGGUUUGAGAAGGAACUUGGGAAGGAACACGAGAAAGGAGAACUUCUCAACUCGUAGAGGAGGAGUGCAAAGAGGAGCUCAGAACGCUCAGAGAGGUUUGGAGCAUCGCGAGGGACGCCCUGAGCUUCAACUGGACAUUGGCCUCGGCUUCAAACAUGGACACGUCGAAGACGUGAGCGCAGAAAUGCAGAGGAAAAAAAUAUCAACAGAUUAGAGAUACAGAGAUACAUAGAAACUUCCAUCGAUCAAGAAGCAUCAAUAGGUCGAUAAGCAUCAAGCACGUUUGUCAAAGUUAAAAACGUAUCUUUUUCACUCGACAAUGCGCUGCUUUUGAUAGCUGCAGCCGCGCAUUGCACGUUCAUACGCAAGGCGCUAGGAGAGGAGGGCGACUCCCAGCUCCCCUACUUUGCCGC